Messenger RNA from Oncorhynchus gorbuscha (pink salmon), 1825 nucleotides. RefSeq lists its product as uncharacterized. Bases 1 to 1038 code for a protein of 345 amino acids. Lineage: Eukaryota; Metazoa; Chordata; Actinopteri; Salmoniformes; Salmonidae. The record is from RefSeq and is a predicted model, not a curated record. The transcript has 14 exons.
AUGGCUGGUCUGUUUAGUAAGAGUGUCACUUGUGACAUACACAUUACAUUCAAAAAGAGUGAUGCAAAAAGGAGUCUCUGUCCUUUCCUAACAGAUCCAAAACCAGACAUUACAAUCAAAUUUGAUGAGGACUUCAACAUCAUCUGUUUGAUUCUUGGAUCCGUCGGUCCUGACACCACCUGUAACCUAUAUGUUGGAGAGGAGAGUCAGCCAUCCUUCACAGCACCGAUCAAGAAGAGAAAAGCCACCUCAGCAUCCGGACAGCAGUUCUGUCAAUUCACUCCAAAACAUAGUGAUCUGAUCAGUCGUCUACAGUCAGUGAGGCGUAAGGAGGUGAGCUGUGACUACAGAUUGAGCUCAGGACCAAACUCUCUCUCUCCACGCAGUGAUGGGCACAGCUUUACAGAUCUGGUGGGAGUUCAUAUCAGCGAUCCAACAACUAUACAGACACCUUCUAUAGCAGUGAGUUUGACUCCAGGUUCUCGAUCUACUUUGCCGCCCAGCACGACAGCGAGUCCUACAGAAGACACCACAGUGACACCAACUACCAGGUCAACUGUUUGCUGUACUUUGACCACUGACACCCCAGCGAGUCCAACUGAAAGAGGUCAAAGCUCCACAGAAAGUGAAGUGGAAUCAAACAGUCAAGAAAGCAUUCUGUUGGGGCAAUUAUGGCAGGCAGCAGUGGGUGUGGCUUCUGGAGUGGGCGUGUUCCUGGUAGGAUUGACAGCUGUCUGUCUCUGCAGGAGGACCAAGAAAACCAAUUCUCAGAGACCUACAGCCAGACAGGAUGAUCACAGACAAUAUGAUUUGGUGUCUAUGGGAGCGGUGAGCAGCGGAGUCAUGGUGGAUUCAGGAGAUGCUGGAAUCAAUUCUCAGAUCACUUCUGUACUGUCCAUGUUCAUGCCCUCAGGUCCCGUUGAUACACAGGCAUUUGCAAAUGAACAUUCUGAUACGUACCACGUAUACAGCUCAAUCCCCGACAGACCAGCAACCUCAGCCCAGCCGGAUGGAUUGUACAGUCUGCAGACACACUGAAACUACACCUCUGGCUUUCUGUAUCUCUGUCUCACACAUCUCACACAAAUACAUUCUUUCUCACACGACAUCCUUUAUUAUCACUUAUCCAGUUACUGUAAAUAAGUUGGUUAACAGGUAAUAUUUCUACUGUAUUUCACAUGGACAACUGAUUUCUGUUACAUGUCUAUCCAUAAUAUCUGUUAAUGUGUUAAUAUUUCUAUUCGGGGGAUUUUGGAGGGGUACGGGGCAUACUCCCCUUUGAGCAUUUUUCUUAUUUCUUCUCCCUAGUAAAUGCUAAAUCUACUGUAUUUAAGUAUAUAAUAUUGACUGUUUGAUACCUUCUUCCAUAACAGUUGGAUACAAUUAAUUUCCUAUUGGGCAAAACAUAAUCCACAACCAAAACAAACUGCAAAUGCAUACAAACUCAAGUUUGUUGAGUCACAAGCUUGAUGCAUUUAUUGGGUGCAAAGAAUUUAGGACCAAAAUACAUAAUGCUUGACUACUUUAAUACACUAUAAAUGAAUUUGUCCAAAUACUUUCUGGAAUUUUGAGGACUAUUUACAUAAAGUGCUUUUAUAUCUAAAUGGUAAAACAUACAAUAUCUUAAGAAAGUAUUCACACCGCUUGACUUUUUCCAAAUUUUGUUAUGUUACAGCCGGAAUUUAAAAUGCAUGAAAUGUAGAUUUUUUUAUGUCCCUGGCCUACACACAAUACCACAUAAUGUCAAAGUGGAAUUAUGUAAAAAAAUAAAAAAUAAGUAUUCAAUUACUUUAUGGAAAUCCAAAAUAAAUUGAAUAAUACAUUG